AUGUCUUUGAGAGCUAUACUGAGGCUCCCGGGACUAUCCCGAGGCUUUGUCAGAAAUUACCAACUUAGUAGCACCACCAGAAAGACGAUUCCCGUGUAUCCUGCCGUGGAAGAACCAUGCAAACCAAACUUAUUGAAGAUACUCUCUGAAAAGGACAUGAACGAAAGUUUAGACCGCGAAAGUUGGAGACGGGAUUUAGUUUCAUCGCACAAUAAGGACCGUUUGCGUGCGGGUGACGUGGUUCGUGUGGCUUACAACUCGCAAAAGUGCAAAUACGAUAAUUUGAUGGGAUACGUGCUAUCGGUUGAUAGGAAGGAACUAACACAGGAUGCGUCGAUUUUACUGAGAAACCAGUAUUCCAAGACCUUUGUGGAAGUCCGUGUACCAAUUUUCUCCCCGCUGAUCGAACGAAUCGAUCUGAUCAGACGUGCAGAUGGUCGCAGACACAGAGGCAAACACUAUUACAUCAGAAACACCCGGUUGGACGUGAAAGACUUGGAAGCCGGUAUGCGUAAGAGGCGGUGA
This is a messenger RNA of Lachancea lanzarotensis, 525 nucleotides long. It is a transcript of the gene IMG1, whose product is annotated as LALA0S02e07624g1_1. The coding region runs from base 1 to 525 and encodes 174 amino acids. Gene Ontology annotation, molecular function: structural constituent of ribosome. Gene Ontology annotation, cellular component: ribosome; mitochondrial large ribosomal subunit. NCBI's taxonomy places the organism in Eukaryota, Fungi, Ascomycota, Saccharomycetes, Saccharomycetales, Saccharomycetaceae. Gene Ontology annotation, biological process: translation. The record is from RefSeq and is a predicted model, not a curated record. The transcript has a single exon.